AUGGCUGGUCUCGUACACAACACUUUGGUCAACGGAGGAGGCCAAGGAGGGCAUGGGGUUGUGGGGCAGAGACCGGUCAUCCUGCCCCCGUCCACAUUGCCGAGUCUUGACAGUGAAGACAAAGAGGAGUGCGUCGAAGAGGAUAACAACGGAUCUCCGCCCGACGAGCUGGACAUUGUCAUCAACAAUGUCGUUUGUAGUUUCUCCGUGGGCUGCCACCUUAAUCUGCGACAGAUCGCUCUCACGGGAGCGAACGUCGUUUUCCGUCGAGAGUCGGGGAUGGUAUCGAUGAAACUCCGGAAUCCAUACACGACGGCGAGCAUUUGGUCAUCAGGGAAGAUUACUUGUACAGGAGCAACAAGCGAAAACACUUCGAAGAUCGCUGCUCGGAGAUUCGCCCGGACGCUCCAAAAACUGGGGUUUAAGGCUCGUUUUAAGAACUUCAAAGUUGUCAACGUCCUUGGAACUUGCACAAUGCCUUUUGCAAUCCGAUUGGUUCCUUUUUCCCAGACCAACAAGCCAAUCGCACAAUAUGAACCUGAAUUGCAUCCGGGCGUCACUUAUAAAAUCAAAGAAAUCAGGGCCUCGUUGAAGAUAUUCUCUACCGGUAGCAUAACUGUCACAGCACCUUCGGUAUCGGCCGUUCAGCAAUCGAUCGAGCGAAUAUUCCCCUUGGUGUACGAGCAUCGCAAGGAAAGAACCUGUCCGGAAGACAUGCCUCGAGCUCACAAUGCAGCUCGAAAAGAAAAAUUGGCCGCAAUAAGGAACCAGGUACCAUACGGGAUCUCUAUCGACGAGGACGACGCUCUCGAGGUGGAAGAGCAUUACUACGAUUCGGACCAGAGCUGGGGUUGA
Molecule: messenger RNA, 855 nt
Organism: Galendromus occidentalis (western predatory mite)
Lineage: Eukaryota; Metazoa; Arthropoda; Arachnida; Mesostigmata; Phytoseiidae
Product: TATA box binding protein-related factor 2
Exons: 5
Coding region: 1-855 (284 amino acids)
Biological process (GO): DNA-templated transcription initiation
Molecular function (GO): DNA binding
Source: RefSeq, a predicted model, not a curated record